This is a messenger RNA of Hordeum vulgare subsp. vulgare (domesticated barley), 1206 nucleotides long. Its product is annotated as glucan endo-1,3-beta-glucosidase GIII-like. The record is from RefSeq and is a predicted model, not a curated record. Gene Ontology annotation, biological process: carbohydrate metabolic process. NCBI's taxonomy places the organism in Eukaryota, Viridiplantae, Streptophyta, Magnoliopsida, Poales, Poaceae. Bases 55 to 1113 code for a protein of 352 amino acids. Gene Ontology annotation, molecular function: hydrolase activity, hydrolyzing O-glycosyl compounds. Gene Ontology annotation, cellular component: plasma membrane. The transcript is spliced from 3 exons.
ACACUGCAUUGCGUUGCAUGCAAAUCGAAGAUCGUAGAGAACAAUCGACGAUCGAUGGCGAAGCAAGGUGUUGCUUCCGUGCUUGCAAUGGCGCUGGUCCUUGUUUUCCUGGCAGCAUUCCCUACAGAGUGCAGUUCUCACCGGGCAGCUAACCCCAGCGGACAUACAAAAGCAGGGGUGCACUCCAUCGGCGUGUGCAACGGCGUGAUCGGCAACAACCUGCCCGCGCCCAGCGACGUAGUCAAGCUCUACAAAUCCAAGGGCAUCAACGCCAUGCGCAUCUACGCGCCGGAGAGCAACGUCCUCAAGGCGCUCAGUGGCACGGGCAUCGGCGUCCUCAUGGACGUGGGCAACGGCGUGCUCCCCAGCCUCGCCAACGACCCCUCCGCUGCGGCCGCCUGGGUCAAGGCCAACGUGCAGCCCUACCCGGGCGUCUCCUUCCGCUACAUCGCCGUCGGCAACGAGGUCAUGGACAGCGACGGCCAGAAGACCAUCCUCCCAGCCAUGAAGAACCUGCAGGGAGCGCUCGCCGCGGCCGGCCUCGGCGGCCGCGUCAAGGUGUCCACGUCGGUACGGUUUGACGUGGUCACCGACACCUUCCCGCCCUCCAACGGCGUGUUCGCGGACCUUGACUACAUGGGGCCCAUCCUGGACUUCCUGGUGAGCACCGAUGCGCCGCUGCUGGCCAACGUGUACCCCUACUUCGCCUACAAGGGUGACCCGAAGAAUAUCAAGCUCAACUACGCCACCUUCGCGCCGGGCACCACCGUGAACGACGACGGCAACGGCCUGACCUACACUAACCUCUUCGACGCCAUGGUCGACUCCAUCUACGCCGCGCUGGAGGACGCCGAGACGCCGGGCGUGAAGGUCGUCGUGUCCGAAAGCGGGUGGCCGUCGGACGGCGGGUUUGGAGCGACGGCCGAGAACGCACGGGCGUACAACCAGGGGUUGAUCAACCACGUCGGUAAUGGCACACCCAAGAGGUCCGGUCCGUUGGAGACGUAUGUCUUCGCCAUGUUCAAUGAGAACGAGAAGAAAGGGGAUCCGACGGAGAACCACUUUGGGCUGUUCAAUCCCGACAAGUCGCCGGCCUACUACAUGCGCUUCUGACGAGUGCAGGAAACCCUGAAUAUUUUCUGUUCCAAUAAGCUGCAAUGCAAGUCAACCACCCCUGUGUGUGUUUUAAGUUCUAACUUAUUUUAA